AUGAGCUGUUAUUGCUUACGCUGCUCGCGGACGCCAUUUCCUUCUCCGCUAAAGUUGUUUAACCUUGGCCAGAACAAAGAGAAGGCUGCACGGGAAGAGCUCUCUAGGGUUUCGGAGCAGAAGAAAGAAGCUGAAGAUGCACACACGGCACGGACGAAGGACCUUGAAAAGAAAGCUGAGCUGGCGUCCGAAGCGGAAAAGCGGGCAAGGACCCUGGUAUCCAGCCUCAAGAGAGAUCUUGAGAUACUAGGGCAGAAGGAGGAAUGUUCUCGUUCUGAAGCUACGGCUGUUCUAGCAGGGAGAACUUCUCUGUUAGACGAGCUGAAGGAGAUUGGAAGACUUGAGAAAACCUACGAGGAAACCUGCGAAAUCCUACAGACGCGGCAAUCGCAAGUGAAGAUCAGGCAGCAAGCGAAGGUUAUCCAGGAUUACAUGGUCAAGAUGGAUCAGAAAGACAGAGAGAAAGUCAUUGAGCUGAAGGACAUCAUCAUCUCAAAGAUAUCCACGGAGAAACAGAUCCAGAGUGAAGCCCCAGAUCCAGCCUCAGUAGCUCGUCUGAAAGCGGAAGUUUCUGAGGCGAAUCUUAGGUAUGAGAAGACGAAGGCCGAUUGGGAAGAAACACAAGAGAAGUUGAAGAGAGAGAUUGCGGAACUAAGAUCGAGCCUAGACGCCAUCGGUAUGAAACCGUCCUCCGUUUCAAGAGGAACGGACGUCAAGCACCUGACUGAGACACUGAACAAGGGGACAGUGACCGACUUCCAACGCCUUAAGCUUGAAAAAGCCACCCAAAGUUCUCUCGACCACGUCAAGAUCUCAGAUGAUCCAAAAGGAAGAGUUCAAGAAGCAGACACUUUCACACAAUCCAUCAAAGGAGAAUCAAUUGAAUGGAAGACAAGUGACCUGAGAGAUACUUUCGAGGAAGGCGUUGACGCCUGGGAAGACGGCAAUCAGAAGGGUUCGGAGCUGGCUGCCCCGGCGAAAACAACCCCUCUCACCAGUACUGGCGGCUGUGUCCUUACAAAAGAAGGGACUGAUCCAGAUGACGCGGAAGCUCAGCUAAAGGAAGCUAGCCGUAAAGAUCCCGAGAACAUCGACAGCCAUGCGCGCGCGCACCUAGGUGGAACUACCGAGGAGGCCGCUGCAGUGUCAGAGGACCAAAACGAGCGUCGUUCGUCCUUCGAACAUAGCUCCGUAGAAGCCGAAAAAGAGGGCCUUAGAUUUGUCUCUGAACAAGCUGCAGGCGAUCUCGAAGCUGCUCCUCGUAAGGCAGCUGAAACGGCUGCAACCGAGUCCCCUGAAGAUUUCCAAAUGACUGCUGAGCCAAAGGAGUCGCAUAAUGAGCCGGAGAGAAGACAGGAAACAGGGCCGCCUUAUUUCCAAAAUCCAAAACCGUCUCGCAAUCAGGAAAGGAAAGGUGAGAACGAAUUGAGUUUUUCGAUCCCGUUGACGCUAAAGGAUGACAGAAGAUCAGACCAAGCAUCGCCGUCCUGGUUGACGACAACUGCUAACGAAGGAGAGAGCGUUCAGAGUGGACACGCGUUAGAGGUGGAGAACCGGACGGCGGAGGCGAGUGAGCCAACGCAGUCACCUUCGUUUCUUCCGGCUGCUCGUCUGGAAGGGAAGGAAGCGGAUUCAAAAAGAGACGAGGAGAGCGAAUUGGAGGUAUCCGUGCCGCAAGAUAGCGUGCAGCAAAAGAAGGUCUGGAGUAGCAUCCUUUCUCGUCUCGGCAAGCCUCCUGGAUCGUCGGGCCCAUCUUCACAGACUCGGACUCCUCCCCUCCCGAAUCACGUCAGUGAAGCGGUCGAACCUGAAGAGCCGGAUGGCGUCCCAGAUCCCCGUGGGGCAGCAGUCGAAACGGCGGCUCUUGAAGGAACUCAAAGAGAGGUUUCGGAACAACCUCAAGGGGAUGCUAGCAAUCAAGAGAGAGGCGGCAAGGAAUUGCAUCCAUCAAGCGUCGCACAGGACGGACCUGACGUUGUGCCCGGCGAGAUGAGAGAUCAUCCAAUCGCAGCCGAGGAAGGGAAUACGACGGAUCCCGGUAUCGAGGUCCUUGAAGUUCUGCCCCCGCGGUUCGCCGCAGAAGGGCGCAAAGACGUUUCUGAGGUCGGGCACGGCGCACUAGUAGAAACCGCUGGCCCAAAGCAAGAGUUCUUCGCUGCCGAGGUGCGUUCCGAGGUCGAGAAAGAGAGGAAGCAAGAAGAGAAAACAAGAGAGCUGGCAAGCAAAACCGAAGAUGAAAGAUCCGUUGCAGGCCUGUUGGACGAAUUGGGACCCGCUGAUCCUUCAGAGUUGCCUGCCAGCGCGAUCCCCGUGCAGGACCAGGAUCAAGCUCAGGCGGGAUGCUCGUGCGGAGAUCCGCCUUAUGGUCUAAUGGGUCGGAAGCUUUCUGCUGCGAAGAUUGCAAAGUGA
Klebsormidium nitens is the source of this 2409-nucleotide messenger RNA. NCBI's taxonomy places the organism in Eukaryota, Viridiplantae, Streptophyta, Klebsormidiophyceae, Klebsormidiales, Klebsormidiaceae. The record is from the annotation of a GenBank genome assembly.